CGCGAGCGCGCAUUACCGGUCAUGUCUGUGUGCCUGCACGCUUCGAGUAAUGUCAGCUUCCCGUGAUUAAACUCGCAAUUAACCGACAUUAUUAUAAUAAUAACAAGCGCACGCGUUGCAACCGGUUCACGCGAUCGGGAAUGGGCAUCGGGGCCGCGCGAGCGGCGCGAGAGCGGCUAACUCCCGUCACUCACUUGUUCGCGUACGGUCGACGAAAUGGUGCCGCGUCACGGAAUCUGCGUCGCGAUCUUCUGUUUGGGAGUCGCAUCAUUUGCAUCAGUUGUGGGAACACGUCUACUGUCAUCCAUGGCUCAGGCUCUGCAGACCCAUGGUGUUAUUCCAGACGUAGUGGACAAGGUGCCCGCUAGCGUUCUAAACGUUACCUAUCCCAAUAAUCUUGCUGUUGAGAUUGGCAAAGUGCUCACACCGACUCAGGUCAAGAAUCAGCCCACUGUACAAUGGAAUGCAGAAACCAAUUCAUUUUACACCUUAUGCAUGACUGAUCCCGAUGCCCCAAGUAGAGAGAAUCCCAAGUUCCGUGAAUGGCAUCAUUGGCUAGUAGGCAAUAUUCCUGGAUCGGAUGUGUCUAAAGGAGAGGUUCUGUCUCAAUACAUUGGUUCUGGACCUCCACAGGGUACAGGUCUCCAUCGAUACGUAUUCCUGUUGUACAAACAGCCUGGCAAACUAACUUUUGAUGAGAAGCGCUUGACUAACCGAAGUGGUGACAACCGUGGCAAAUUCUCCACCAAGAACUUUGCUGCUAAAUACAAUCUCGGCGAUCCGAUCGCCGGUAAUAUGUAUCAGGCAGAGUUUGAUGAUUAUGUACCAAUUCUCUAUAAGCAACUUGAGGGUUAAGUUUGUACAAUGCAUACAAUAACAUAUAUAUAUAUAUGUGUAAUUUCCACACAUGUUUUUACAUCAUGUAUAUCCAACAGUUUGAAUAAAUAAAAUCAAAUAUUCUUUAA
Solenopsis invicta (red fire ant) is the source of this 965-nucleotide messenger RNA. RefSeq names its product protein D2. The record is from RefSeq and is a predicted model, not a curated record. The coding region runs from base 217 to 855 and encodes 212 amino acids. Lineage: Eukaryota; Metazoa; Arthropoda; Insecta; Hymenoptera; Formicidae. The transcript has 3 exons.